UCACGGAGGGGCGGAGUCAGGAACGUUCAAAACACAGCUUGCCCUCAAUCCUCCUCGAUUUUUUUUUUUUGCUUCCUGCCUUUUUUGCGCUUAUUUUCGCCACUGCCCCAGUUAUUUGAAGUAAUUCGCGCUUUAUCGCCUUUUGUUUUAUUUGCUCUUUUAUUAUAAUGCGGCUGCUUUCCGUAUAUUCCCCCCGAAAUACGUUUUUUUCCCCGGGAUUGUAUUCUCUAACAGCUCCCUACUGUUUGCGUGUUUGUUGCUUUCGGUGAAUAUGGACUGAUAUAUGGACUUAUAGAAAAACUAUAAAUGCACCGGCCGUCGAAAGGAUACCCUGCGUUUGAAACCGAAGUGGAGUGUGUGCCCUGGGUGCAGCCUGUCCCGUGCUGUAGCGGCGAUGAAGAACCCAGGAACCGCGGAGAGCCGCCGGCUGGUCGGCCUGCUGGAGGCCGCUCUGCUCAGGGAGGCUCGCCUCUGGAAGGCGCCUGUCUUCAAGAAUGGAUGCAUCCAGGGCACAGACAUCUCUUCAUCCCAGCACCAAGCGGUUAUCCUUUGGCUCGGAGAGAUGAAUAGGCUUUUCCAGUUCUGUCCAGAGACCUUUGCCCUGGGAGUCUGUGUCCUCAACCGACUGCUGUCUACUGUCAAGGCCCAACCAAAAUACCUGAAAUGCAUUGCUUUCACCUCAUUGGUCCUGGCUGCCAAAAUCAACGAGGAAGAUGAGGUAUUAGGUUCUGUUCAAGACCUGGUUGUGCAGAGCGGAUGCAACUUUUCAACAGCGGAGAUUCUUCGCAUGGAGAGGAUCAUUCUAGACAAGCUGCACUGGGACUUGUACACGGCAUCGCCAGUCGACUUCAUUCACAUAGUAAGUUAGCAGAUAGACAGGCAAUUUUUUUUUUUUUUUUUUGGUUUUUGUUUACUGGAUCUGAGUUGUCAAGAGCAUUUUGUAGUGAGCUGGCUGGACUUUGAAAUGCUUUGUCAAUUCAGGUCCUGGUCUUGCCUAAAAACACAGCAGAACAAAAGCACACAGUAAAGCAUCACGCUUGCAUCAUGUUUGCUUUAAGAUGGUGUUUCGCUAACAACCCCCUGCCCCCUCAGCAAAGAAUUGGUCCUCAAUCAGUAGAGAUUGUGCAUUCAUUUGAUUUAACUCAUUGUGCCCAUUAUUUCUCACAAUCCACACAAUCUCCAUUCAGUCUUGGUUGGAAUGUGUACUUUCCUUUUUUUUCUUUCUUUUUUUUUGUAUUCACUGUAGCCAAGAAAGGAAAAUAAAACCAUGCUUCUCUCUACUGCGAACAAUCACAUCAAAGAGUCUGAGGAGAGGAUGUGUUGGUUUUACAUUUUGUUUUCCAAUACAUCAGAAUAUAAUUGACUAAAAUAUAAUUACAUAUUGGUUAAUAUUAUGAAAUAUUCUAAUGCAGCCUGACCUCAGCUAUUUAAAAAACAAAAAACAGAUAUUGUAUUGACUUUGCACUCUUGUUGAUG
Etheostoma spectabile (orangethroat darter) is the source of this 1476-nucleotide messenger RNA. It is a transcript of the gene ccni2, whose product is annotated as cyclin I family, member 2. The transcript has 5 exons. NCBI's taxonomy places the organism in Eukaryota, Metazoa, Chordata, Actinopteri, Perciformes, Percidae. The record is from RefSeq and is a predicted model, not a curated record. The coding region runs from base 395 to 868 and encodes 157 amino acids.